ACGAAAGCUUUUACCGGGUGUGGAGUGGGAGAUUGUAGAGAUCAGAGCGAUAAUCAUGUCUGCUGAGCGUUUGGCCAAGAUUCCUGAAGCUGAUAUCGACCCGAACGGCGUGUUUAAAUACGUGCUUAUAAGAGUGCACAGCAAAACCGACGAGUCUUACGUGGACGUAGUGCGCGGCUACGCGUGGGCCGAGUAUCACGCUGAUAUCUAUGACAAGGUUUCUGGUGAGCUGGAGAGAGCAGGCGGCGUGGACUGUGAGUGUAUAGGAGGUGGCAGGAUCAGACACGACAGUGCUGACAAAAAGAUCCACGUCUACGGCUAUUCCAUGGGCUUUGGACGAGCCAAUCACGCCGUCUCCACGGAAAAACUGAAGACGCGAUACCCAGACUAUGAGAUCACAUGGGCAAAUGAAGGCUAUUGAUUCAACAAGCAGGGUUUUACCACGGUGGCCUGUCCAUGAACAAUCCUUGGAUUUGAGCUGUUUAUAGAACAACAGCUUCUCUUCUCUGCUUGAACAGGAUGGGAAAGUGAAGACGUCCGUGUGUGACGUCUCAGAAGCUGAAAUUAAGGGAUUUCUCAUUAACAGCAGAUGAAUUAAUGUUUACACAUUAACUACCUUAUUAAUAUUCUUAUUUAUAUGUCUUUCCACUCAAGAACUGCCCAAUUUUGGAUUAGAGACUGCAAAGUUUGUCAAAUAACACAAUAGUAAAGGAAUUAAAUUUAAUGAAAUGUUAUUAAAAGUUGUUAAGAAUUAUUAAACCACGAUCAUGCCAUACAACGGUGAGCUUCAUAAGAAGCAAUAAAUUGUAUGUCUUGUGGA
Molecule: messenger RNA, 820 nt
Organism: Ictalurus punctatus (channel catfish)
Lineage: Eukaryota; Metazoa; Chordata; Actinopteri; Siluriformes; Ictaluridae
Gene: phpt1
Product: phosphohistidine phosphatase 1
Biological process (GO): peptidyl-histidine dephosphorylation
Cellular component (GO): cytosol
Molecular function (GO): protein histidine phosphatase activity
Source: RefSeq, marked provisional